UGUAAAUAAAAUCUAUACUAGCUAUAGGUAGGUAGUAGCCCUAUACUGUCUAGUUGUCUGUCAGUCACGAAAUUCAGUUGAUUCCACCGGGAAAGCGACUGAAUGAUCAAAUUGAAGACCAACCGACGUAAAUCAACGAUUGGAGUUGAAUUCGCAGCAGCCUAAACAGAGUAAAAUUUCUUCAGAGCCUAACCAGGAUUGAGUAUUGCAAAUGGAACAUCCUGUGGAAAUGCUGUUAAUCAAAGAAGAGAAGGAGAAUUCGGAGGAGGAUCUUACUGAAAACACAGAUGAAGACCUUUUAUUUGUAGACCCCUUAGCAAUCAAGGCAGAACCAGAAUUUGUUAACCAUAGUGAAUUUGAUGUAGACUGUUCGUCCCAGUCUUUGAAGUAUGUAGUAGACAGCUCUCCAAGCUGUGAUGAUGAAAGUAGGAAGAUGAUCUGUGUUGCUGAAGAAAAUAGACAUUUAGGAAGAAGCAACACAGAAGGGAAGCAAAUAACUUGUGCUGAAUGCCAAAGGACAUUUUCACACAUGUGCCAUCUGAAAUCCCACAUGAGAACUCAUACUGGAGAGAAGCCAUAUACUUGCUCUAUAUGUCAAAGAAGUUUUUCUCAAUCAGGUUAUUUCAAAAUACAUGAGAGAACUCAUACAGGAGAGAAACCAUAUACUUGCUCUCUAUGUAAAAGGAGUUUUUCCCUUCAAAGUCAUCUCAAAAGGCACAUGAGAACUCACACAGGAGAGAAACCAUAUACUUGCUCUAUAUGUCAAAAAAGUUUUUCUCAAUUAACUAAUUUCAAAGUUCACAUGAGAACUCACACAGGAGAGAAGCCAUAUACUUGCUCUAUAUGUGAAAGGAGUUUUUCUCGUCAAAGUCAUCUCAAAACACACAUGAUAACUCAUGUGGGAGAUAAACCAUAUGCUUGCUCUAUAUGUAAAAACAGUUUUUCUCUUCAAAGUCAUCUCAAAAGACACAUGAGGACUCAUACGGGAGAGAAACCUUAUGCUUGCUCUGUGUGUCAAAGAAGUUUUUCUCGCACAAGUCAUCUCAAAAGACACAUUAGGACUCAUACGGGAGAGAAACCUUAUGCUUGCUCUGUGUGUCAAAGAAGUUUUUCUCGCCAAAGUCAUCUUAAAACGCACAUGACAACUCACACAGGAUAGAAACAUUCACUUGCUCUGUAUGUCAAAGAAGUGUUUCUGCUUCAAGUCUUCUCAAAAAACUAAAAUUCAAAGUAGACAGAAACUGUAUACUUGAUCUUUGUCCAAGUAGUUUUUCUAAUUCUGAAAUUCUCAAAAGACACAUUGGAAAUGAUUGUAGAGAGAGGACAUUUUACAGUCCUUAUGUCAAAAAUGUCAGACAAUUUCAAAUACUUUGAGACUGCUCAUGAAAAUUCAUAAUAUUUAGAGGGCAAUUAAAUAUAUUGAAUGCUAAAAAGGUUUUUAAUAUUCCUCUACUCCAAAAACCUUAUGAAAACCCUUAUUUGAGAAAAGCCAUUCAUAUAUCACGAAUAACAAAGGAGAUGUUUUGAAACGUGUGGUCUCAAAAGAUGUGUGUAAAUUCAUACUAAAAAGAAAUCAUAUUCGUAAAACCGACUUAGUGGAAAUAAAAGGAUGGUUUUUUUUUUUCAUUAAACAUCAGUGAAAGUUAUGUUCAGUUUUAUUUUUUUUACUUUCUGAUAUGUUCUACAAAGAAUGUGAUGCAGUAUUAGUAAAUCCUAGUUCUUUUAAUUAGUUCACUAGACAGUGGAAUUACUGUAUACUGUUUUAAUUAAUAAACUAACCAGUCAGAAGUUUUGAGCUAGGACUUGCUUUGUAAAUUACUAAAUUAUUGUAGUACUGUAUUAUGUUUCUGGAUCACUAGACUAAAGUGUUGAGCCAAGACUUGACUUGUAAAUGACUAAAGUACUGUUAUAUGCUGCUUUAUUCUAACAAUUCAUAAGUGUUGAGCCAGGGCUUGCUUUGUAAAUGAAUAAAGUACUGUA
Molecule: messenger RNA, 1980 nt
Organism: Macrobrachium nipponense
Lineage: Eukaryota; Metazoa; Arthropoda; Malacostraca; Decapoda; Palaemonidae
Product: zinc finger protein 239-like
Exons: 2
Coding region: 212-1159 (315 amino acids)
Biological process (GO): regulation of transcription by RNA polymerase II
Cellular component (GO): nucleus
Molecular function (GO): DNA-binding transcription factor activity, RNA polymerase II-specific
Source: RefSeq, a predicted model, not a curated record